Molecule: messenger RNA, 3886 nt
Organism: Bacillus rossius redtenbacheri
Lineage: Eukaryota; Metazoa; Arthropoda; Insecta; Phasmatodea; Bacillidae
Product: transmembrane protein 87A
Exons: 16
Coding region: 243-1811 (522 amino acids)
Biological process (GO): retrograde transport, endosome to Golgi
Cellular component (GO): membrane; Golgi apparatus
Source: RefSeq, a predicted model, not a curated record
AGUGUAAAACCAUCAUGGAAUCCUACAGUAUGUAUUUUGUUGGUGUUGGUCAUAUACAUAUGGAACUUGACCAAGGUGCCGUCGUGCGGUAGGCUGAGUGAUAACGAAUUCGUAAUUUUAUUGUGAGGUUAUUCGUUCAUACCAUUGUAAAUUAUGCAAAGGACCAGGAUGUAUGAUAGGAUGAGAAACUUGACAUAAGUUUAUACGAAUAAUUUAGUUGUCAGUUUAACACAUGUGAAAUAAUGGUACCUUGUGCCUUAAAUAUAUAUCUCUUUAUUGUGUUUGCUGCUGCCGCGUCAGCAUUUCCAGAUCCAGGAAAAUGGACUUUCUCAAUAAAUUCGCCACAAGAAAACAUCAGUGUGUUUCAAAUCAGUCUCUUCAGAGGUUCCAACAUUUUUGUCCAAAUGUCAUGUCAUUCUCCUAGUCCUGCAAACCUGUCGAUUAAGUAUGAACUUCAUCGCCUUCAGUGUUGGAAUGAGAUGUCAGUGGAGUUUACCAGCAAUGCAACAUUUACACCUUAUGAAUGCACUGAUCACAUGAUUCUGGCGAACCACAACGGCGGGCCGCCAGCGUCCAGCGGAGCGAAACCCGAAGCGCAGGACAAAGAUAAGUCGAAACCUGGAAGUCCUAAGGAGGUGGCAAGGUCAGCUGCGCAUCCCAUUAACACUGAGAGUAAAACGCGUAUCCCGCUCUACACGGUCCCCGCGGACGGAGUGUACGCUCUGCUGGUGCAGGUGGUUUCUGCUUCCAACUACACAGGCACCAUGCAGAUCGAGAUGAAAGGAAGUCACGGCUAUUUGUCUGCAGCUGACUGGCCGCUUCUUCCGUUCUACGGAGCCAUGUGCCUGGUGUACGUAGCGUUCGGCGUGGCCUGGCUGAUCGUGUCGUUCUGCCAGUGGCGAGACCUUCUGCGCAUCCAGUUCUGGAUCGGAGGCGUGAUCUUCCUGGGCAUGCUGGAGAAGGCCAUCUUCUACGCGGAGUACCAGAGCACCAACGCUGGCGGGAACGUGCAAGGCGUGGUGCUCCUGGCGGAGCUGGUCUCCUGCGGCAAGCGCACUCUCGCGAGGAUGCUCGUCAUCAUCGUCAGCCUGGGCUUCGGCAUCGUCAAGCCCCGGCUGGGACCCACGCUGCACCGCGUGGUGGGCACGGGCGUGCUGUACCUGGUGCUGGCCGUGGUGGAGGGCUACCUGCGCAUCGCGCGCCACAAGGGCGACGUGGCCAACCAGGUGCUCAUGGCCAGCAUCCCGCUGGCCGUGCUGGACUCGGCCGUCUGCUGGUGGAUCUUCACCAGCCUCGUGCAGACCAUGAGGACGCUGCGUCUGCGCAGGAACGUGGUAAAGUUGUCACUCUACCGCCACUUCACCAACACGCUUAUAUUUGCUGUCGUUGCAUCUGUCAUCUUCAUGCUGUACUCCAUCAAAUACCAUAAAAUGGCCAUCUGUUUAAAAGACUGGAAGGAGCUGUGGGUGGACGAGGCCUACUGGCAUCUUCUGUUCUCCGUCAUGCUGUUGGUGAUCAUGGUGCUGUGGCGACCCACCAACAACAACCAGAGGUAUGCCUUCACGCCUCUAUUGGAUGCAGAAGACGAUGAGGAAGAUGAAGAAGAACAUUUUGUUAACGAUGCCUUUGGAGUGAAGAUGAGAGGCCAGCGAAGCAACUCACCAAAGCCAAAGUCAACAAGCACUGAGGAUGAUGACUUAAAGUGGGUUGAAGAAAAUAUUCCAUCAUCUAUGGGAGAUGCCACUUUACCAAUCUUGGAUUCUGAUGAGGAGAUCAUGACGACCAAGUUUGAAGUGUCCAAAAUGCAAUGAAGAGGCCGUGCUGCAGUGAUGCGAGAAGCGAGCCCAGUGAUGAUGCCCUCCGCACCCACCGGACUGACUCGGAACACACACUGACAUUCAACAAGGCUGUGGUAGAAGAGUUUUUCUAGUUCAGUCUAUGGGCCGUGUGUAAAUGUGUCUAUAAAAUCCUUACCUUCCUUAGUGUUUAUUUUUUUUUUUUAGUUAUUGUUUAGUGAACAAUACGCUUUAGUGGAUGAUAUAAAUUUGUGCACAGAAAAAAAAAACUUUAAUUUGGGAUUUUUCAUAUAUUUUAACACAAAUUACAAUUUAAUUUUUGUAUUUAGUGUUUCUGAAAAAAAUGUGUUUUUAUCAUCACAGUAUAUAAUACAGGUAUAAUACAAACUUUGCAUCAAAAUUCUUUGCCACAUCAGGAAGUGAACCAUUCGUCGCUUACAAUAGCUACAAUAGCUGUGUUCAACACAACAGCAGCACAAACAGAAAGUCCCUGACUUUUCCUGACUUAACCUGGACUUCAUAAAUUUUCAUGACAAUAACAUGUCAUAAUUCAAUAGAAAAUUAAGAAAUAACCAAUAUUUUUUUUUUCUCUUCAUUCCUAACUUUGCUGUAAUCACAUCUAAUGGAUUCUUCUAUGUUGUGACAUAAAUGAUGCACAUUUACAAAAGUCUUGAAGCCAUGUUUCUUACAUCACACCUUUUUUUCCCUCUUAAUGUGUAAAUCCUUUUCUAGCACAUAGAGAGAGUUUUGAGAUUGUUUUAAGGUUCAUUCAGGAAUAUGAAAAUUGUCUUGUUUAAGUUGCUACACGGAAGUUCCUCUCAUGAUUAUUUAAGGUAGUAUAGAAAUUAUCCAAAUUGGGUGCUGCAAGCACACUAGAACAUUUGUAAGCGGCCAGUGAGUAACUAACAUUGGCAAGGACCAAACACUUUGUAAGCUGCCAUGCUGAUUGUGCCUUCUCCCAGUCACGUCGCUGGCUAAAUUACAAAACAAAACUGUGAGCCGAGCGACUUGGCAGUGUUCAGAAACGUUCAUCUGUCAAGUGGUGCUAACAGAAAUAUGUGGUUGUAAUUUAUGUGUAGUUUUCAUUUUACAAUGUACUUAAAACUGAUCAGAACUUUGUAUCCACUUUUUUUUUAAAGUAAACUCUAAAGAAUCUCGAGACAUGAAAAACUUUUUCCCCUGUUUGCUGCCUCUUACCAGGCAAUUAAAUGUGUAAGUCAGUCAUAAUUGGUUGUGAGCAGAAAUAAUUUUAUUUCUUGGUUGAUUAAAAAGAGAAUUUAAGUACUGGUAAUCAUUACCCACGUAUGGUGUCAACAAAAACCAUAAUGUGGCUGCUGUCAGUCAUCCUGCAGUAUCAUUAGUUUUUCUGUUUGUUUUCUUAUGUGAUGAUCACUGAGGAUUUCAAAAUACAAACAACAUAAUAAGUACAAGAGUGUGUCGGGUGUUUGGGGGAGACCUCCUAAGCUUCUAUUGCCAGAUUUGUUUUAUUGAUAAUGCACUUCAUUAACCAGCUUAAAACAACAUUUAUUAUUCAUUUAAUAGCUACUACUCGUACAAAUUUAAACACAUUUUAGGACUUAAUGAGAAGCAGUUCUAAGUGUAAAUUUUUAUAUAAGCAUUUUUAAAGAAAAAAAACUGUUAAAAAUGUUUUCAAGCAUUAUCUUCUAAAGCAAGUUUUGAACCCCACACUCACCCCAUUGCUUGCCUCGGGGAAAAUACCCCGGCCCCCCCAGACCCUCCAGAAAAAGGCCUAUUUAAAAUAUAUUUUAAUAGCUCCUUCGCUCCCCCAAACCGCUCUAUGAAGCAUGGCUGUGCUUCUAUGUAAUUUAAAAGCACAACCUCUGCUUAAGUAUCUGUUAUCAUGAGAUGGGUGGAGGAGGGUCUACCUAUUUAGCACUAAUGCCGAGACUUUCGACACAUGAUCACAAUAUAUGUUAAUGUUAGAGAUAGAAUAGACGAGCGCCUAGACAUCAAACCGAUUCAUGUACCCUCAACUCCCAGCUUCUAAUGCUUGACUUUACCUGCCAUGUCGAACUGUAUGUUUUUAGUAAUUCUAAAUUUUUUAUGAAUAAAUAUUAUUUAAAAAUUGA